This is a messenger RNA of Procambarus clarkii (red swamp crayfish), 831 nucleotides long. RefSeq lists its product as uncharacterized. NCBI's taxonomy places the organism in Eukaryota, Metazoa, Arthropoda, Malacostraca, Decapoda, Cambaridae. The record is from RefSeq and is a predicted model, not a curated record.
UUGGGAGAAUCCAGGUGGUUCCGUCCACUUGAGUCCCUGCUGAGGAGGGCUGGGAGGCAGUAUAAAGCUGCCUGCUGGAGGGUGUUCCUCACACAACUUCUGCCAGCAAGAUGAAGUGCCUCCUGGUCCUCCUCUCCCUCGCUGUCCUUGCAUGGUCGCAAGGGGAAAAUGAAUGUGACUGUGAAGUCGUCUUAAAGUUUCCCAAUGAGACCAUCAGCGUUGACGACCUGCCAGUCAACGGUGCCACCGACUGUGACGACCACAGUGGCUGCAUGAAAACUUGCCGCGAUGAGUGGGAUUCAGUCUCAAACGGGGGAGACCUAAACUACAUUCAGAGCAACGGUAAAACUGUGGGCCAGAACCUCUGUGAUAGUCUGGCUUUAGAGGGACAAACCAAUUUGGAACCAACAAAGCUGCAUCUGGACUACAGUCUGUGCAACGGAGAGUGGCACGAAGAGGGAACAGCUUCCCACGACACCUUGUGCUGUGUUGAUGGUGUUUAUCCUGGUUCAUGUUAACGUAACCAGCCUCUUGACACGCCUAGUAUCUUGACACCAGAAGCCGCAUUGACACCACCACACUCCUAACUUGCUAGUAUUUAUCUCCAGCGGCAGUUGAAGCCCCAGAGUGUACCCACAGAAGUUUCGUGGUUCGUUGGCUCCAGGUUCUGCUAGAAAUUGAAAUGCAGGUGUUCCAGGUGCUGCAAGAAACUCUUGGCGUGUGUUCUCGCUCGACGAACAUUCUUAACAACUAAAAUAACUAUUCAUUAUCAUCCAGAGAAUUCAAGUUUUAAUAUUUAAAUGUCAAUAAAAGGGGGAUAGCCAACUGUGA